Leptomonas pyrrhocoris is the source of this 1361-nucleotide messenger RNA. RefSeq lists its product as hypothetical. Gene Ontology annotation, cellular component: cytosol. The transcript has a single exon. The coding region runs from base 228 to 1361 and encodes 377 amino acids. The record is from RefSeq and is a predicted model, not a curated record. Gene Ontology annotation, molecular function: L-allo-threonine aldolase activity. Gene Ontology annotation, biological process: L-threonine catabolic process; glycine biosynthetic process. Lineage: Eukaryota; Euglenozoa; Kinetoplastea; Trypanosomatida; Trypanosomatidae.
AGAGAAAUAUUCGUAUUUCACCCCCUCGCUCUCGCUCUCCCAAUCUUCUUUCUUCGCUAUUAUUAUUAUCAUUUAUAUAAAAAUCUUCUUGAAGCUCUCUCUCUCCAUCUCUCUUCCCCUUCAGCAAGUGCUCCUUCCGCCGUUUUUCGCCCCUCCUCGCUACACCGAUCCCAAGUGCUCACCUCUUUUUAUUUACACGGAAAAGAAAAUCUUUUCUUUUUUCAACCAUGUCAACGAUCAAGACAACACCGAUGUCAACGAAGGACACAACGAAGGACACGACGACGACCACGCCGCCCUCUGUUCCCCGCAAGCGCUACAGCUUCAUGAAUGACUACAGCGAGGGGAUGCACCCGCAGGUCCUCGAGGCGAUGAUGCAGGAGAACAACGGCAAACAGAACCCCGGUUACGGCCUCGACGCGCACUGCGCGGAGGCUGCCCGCCUGAUCCGGAAGGCCGCGGAUGCGCCCGACGCGGAUGUGCACUUCAUUUCAGGUGGCACGCAGACCAACUUAAUUGCUAUUUCAGCGGCGCUGCGGCCGUGGGAGUGUGUGAUUGCAACGCAGCUCGGCCACAUCAGCACGCACGAAACCGGCGCCAUCGAGGCGACGGGGCACAAGGUGUUCAACGUCUUCUCGCGUGACGGCAAGAUGCGGGUGGCGGACAUCGACAGCGCCUUGCACGAGAACAACUCCGAGCACACGGUGAAGCCACGCAUGGUGUACAUCUCGAACACGACGGAGGUCGGCACGCAGUACGAAAGGCACGAGUUGGAGGAGAUUUCUAGUUUCUGUCGCGCACACGACCUGCUCCUCUUCGUCGACGGCGCGCGCAUUGCGUCGGCGCUCACCAGCCAGCACAACGACGUCACCUUAGCAGACAUGGCGCGGCUGACGGACAUGUUCUACAUCGGCGCCACGAAGGUGGGAGGGAUGUUUGGAGAGGCCCUCGUCGUCUUGAACGACGCCCUCAAGCCGGACCUGCGCUUCUUGAUCAAGCAGCGCGGCGCGUUGCUCGCGAAAGGGUGGAUGCUGGGGAUUCAGUUUGAGGUGCUCAUGAGGAACAACCUCAUCUUCGAGCUCGGCGCCCACUCGAACAAAGCCGCGGCCAUCAUCAAAAACGGACUGCAGGAGUGUGGCCUGACCUUCGCCUACGACUCGGAGAGCAAUCAGCAGUUCCCGAUCAUGACGAUGGCCCUCUACACGGAGAUUUCGAAGGAGUACGACUGCAUGCUCUUCGAGGACCGCCGCGACGGCACCGCCGUGGUGCGCUUCGUGACCUCCUGGGCAACGCCAGAGGACGCGUGCCAUGAGUUUGUGUCGUCGCUGAAGCGAAUCGUGGCCGCCACAGCAGCGGCGUAG